Molecule: messenger RNA, 2930 nt
Organism: Xenopus laevis (African clawed frog)
Lineage: Eukaryota; Metazoa; Chordata; Amphibia; Anura; Pipidae
Gene: clca4.2.L
Product: chloride channel accessory 4 gene 2 L homeolog
Exons: 14
Coding region: 66-2837 (923 amino acids)
Source: RefSeq, a predicted model, not a curated record
AAGUCCAAAGAAGAAGAAGACAUUUUGCAAUAGUGUAUACCGGGUAUAUUCCUGCAUCGGUUCACAUGGUGGGUUACAGCAACACAAUGUAUCUGUGGAGCUUGUUACCAUCGGCUUUAAUCAUUUCACUGUGUUGUUCAACAUGGGCUUCCAUGAUCAAGCUAAAUGGUGGGGGAUAUGAAGAUAUUGUUAUUGCAAUUCAUCCUAACGUGACAGAAGAUCCUAAGAUUAUUGAAAAUAUUCAGAAUAUGGUGAAAGAAGCCAACCAGUAUUUAUUCAAUGCUACAAAGCAAAGACUCUUCAUAAAAAGUGCUAAAAUUUUAAUUCCACAAAAAUGGUCAAAAAACAACUAUCCAAAGCCCAAAACAGAAACAUUUGAUAAGGCAGAUGUGAUCAUUGCUGAGAAUCAUAAACAUUUUGGAGAUGAUCCAUAUACUCUGCAAUAUGGAAGAUGUGGGGAACCAGGAAGAUACAUUCAUUUGACACCUGACUUCUUGGUGGAUGACAAAAUGAUUUCAGUGUAUGGACCUCGAGGGAGAGUGUUUGUGCAUGAAUGGGCACAUUUACGAUGGGGCGUCUUUGAUGAAUACAACCUCGACAAACCAUUUUAUUUUGCUGGAAAUGGGAAAGUAGAAGCUACAAGGUGUUCUGCUGAUAUUACUGGUACCUACACAAAGCAAAACUGUCAAGGGAUUCGGUGUGCUUGCCUCUUUGACCAACAAACAGGCCUUUAUGAAGAUGGCUGUGUCUUUGUACCUGAGACGUACCAAUCUGUCAAGGAGUCCAUCAUGUAUUUGCAGGCACUCCCCUCUGUUUCUGAAUUUUGUGACAGUAAGCAUAAUCGCGAAGCUCCAACUCUACAGAAUCGAAUGUGUGACUCUCGCAGCACUUGGGAUGUUAUCAAGAACUCCACUGACAUAAAAUCCACUGCUCCUCGGGCUGACUUCAAUAUUCCAGUCCCUUCAUUCUCACUACUGCAGCAUGCUGGGAGAAUUAUGUCUUUAGUCCUUGAUGUCUCAGGAAGCAUGAGCACUAAUAAUCGUAUUGGACGGCAACUACAGGCGACAGAGCUCUUUGUUCUUCAGAUGAUUGAAAAUGGUGCUCAUCUUGGGAUUGUCAAGUUCUCAAGUUCUGCAACUGUCGUUUCACCUCUAGUGAAAAUUGAUUCACAACUGAAGCGGGAACAACUAAAGUCUCUCCUUCCCAAAACUGCUGGUGGAGGAACACAUAUCUGUGAUGGAAUUCGGGCUGGUAUUGAGGUGAACAAAAAAUUUGAUGGAUCGUCAUAUGGUACUGAGAUUGUAUUACUGGCAGCUGGCGAAGAUAACUUUGACACGUCGCUGUGCUUUAAGGAUAUAACUGAUAGUGGAGCAAUUAUUCAUGUCAUCGCUCUGGGACCAAAUGCAGCCAAGGCACUGGAAGUGAUUGCGAAAAUUACAGGAGGAUUAAGCUUUAAUGCACUAGAUAGAAUUGAAGCAAAUGAGUUAAUAGAUGCAUUCAGUGUCAUCAGUGGCAUUUAUUCUAGAAAUGAAGAAAUCAUUCAGCAGGCUAUUCAGAUGGAAAGCACUGGUUCUAUUGUUAAACCAAAUGGAUGUUUUGUGGGAGCAGUUUUUAUUGACAACUUAGUGGGUACUGAAACAUUCUUUUUAGUCACUUGGGAAAGUGCACUACCUGAUCUCAAUAUAGAGGACCCAAAGAGAAAACAGUACUAUACAGCUGACUUCACCACUGACACAACUGCCAGAUCAUCUAGACUUGGAAUCCCAGGAGCAGCAGAGAUUGGCCCUUGGUUUUACAAACUUUGCAAUAAAUAUACAUCAAACCAAGCCAUAACUAUCACAGUGACAUCAAAACCAGCAAAUGUAGAUAUUCCUCCACUAACGGUCAGUGCUCACAUGAAUCAAGACACAAACAAUUAUCCACAUCCAAUGGUUGUCUACGCUUCAGUAAGUCAAGGUCUCCUGCCAGUGAUAGGAGCAAAAGUAACAGCUGCUGUUCAGCCACCCAGUGGAACUCCUGUGAUAUUAGAUCUUCUGGAUAAUGGAGCAGGUGCUGACAUUGUAAAGAAUGAUGGUGUCUACUCAAGAUACUUCAAAGAUUACGAUGGAAAUGGAAGGUACAGCUUAAAAGUGCGCAUUGCAAGCAUCGAGAAAACAACCCGUCUGGCACUUCCAAGGAGCCGAGCCCUUUAUAUUCCAGGCUAUUUAGAAAAUGGUGAGGUCACUCUGUAUCCUCCAAGGCCAGUAAUUAAUGAGGAGGACCUUAAUCUGGGAGAAUUCAGUAGAACAGCCUCCGGGGGAUCUUUUGUAGUAUCUGAUGUACCUACAGGUCCUCUGCCAGACAUAUACAAACCUGAGAAAGUGACUGACUUGGAGGCAAACAUUGAAGAAGACACAAUAGUGCUGGCCUGGACAGCAACUGGGGAUGACCUGGACCAGGGAACAGUUUCAGAUUAUGAUUUAAGAAUGAGCGACAGCCCUGAAGAGCUCAGAAGAAAUUUUGACAGUUGCACUUCAGUCAACAUUUCCAGCUUUGUACCACAGGAAGCUGGUGCCCAAGAAAAAUUCACAUUUGUGCCAAAAGAUAUUGUAAUAAACAAUGGCACCAUCCUUUAUUUUGCUCUUGUUGCUCUUGAUAAAGCCUCCCUGAAAUCAGAUCUGUCAAAUAUAGCACAAGCGGCUCUGCUUAUUCCUUCAGAUAGUUCUGGAAAGCUGGACAUAACUAUACUGGCAGCCAUAAUUUGUUCAGCAGUUAUUAUCAUUUGUCUUAUUAUUAGUAUUACUGUGUGUAUUGUGAGCUGCACAAAGAAAAAAACAAAUCCAGAAUUGAGAUUGUAAAACAAAUGAUUUUGUGUAGAUUAAGGGGCAGAUAUAUCAAGGGUUGAAGUGAAAAUUAGAAAUAAAAAAAUUAGAAUUCUGAGCUAUUUUUUG